Drosophila obscura is the source of this 898-nucleotide messenger RNA. RefSeq lists its product as uncharacterized. The transcript is spliced from 3 exons. Lineage: Eukaryota; Metazoa; Arthropoda; Insecta; Diptera; Drosophilidae. The coding region runs from base 185 to 733 and encodes 182 amino acids. The record is from RefSeq and is a predicted model, not a curated record.
CCAAAGCAAUCCUGCUGUUACAGUUAUCCCGCGAUUUGCGUCGAUCGUGCUCAAAAGUUUUAUUUCCGUAAUAAAAAGCUUACAGUUAUCGCACGAUCGCCGCUGUGCACCUAUCCCACUCUCCGCCUUGCACCUUCCCACGCUUCCCACGUUCUACGCUUCACACUUUUACUACGCAGCAAGCAUGUCGACGAUGGAAAAUGAUAGCAUGGAAUUUUUAGCGGAGACGGGUCUUCUUUCUCGGUUCGUGGACAUUUUGAAGCAGUUAAUGAAUAUCGAGCCGCAGCCAGUGGACCCUCUGAUGUACGUUCUCCAUCAGCUGGACUGCCCCCUAAUUCCGCAGGCCCAAAUGAAGGCGCUGGAGCGGAAGGUGACGCGUGCCCACGAUGAGUUGCGCUAUUUGCGCGACCUUCUGAUCAGUAUGGGCGCCGACGAUGAUCUCUAUGACAGCGAGACGGACGAAGAGGAGUAUGUGGGCUGCGUGGAGGGUCAGAUAUGUGACCCAAGAGUCUUGGAAGAGUACGGCUAUGGCUAUGUGGAGGAGGACACUGGGGAUGAUGGCGAUGAAACUCCAGAUGACACCGAGAACGAAGAAAACUCGUUCGAAUCGCAGCAGCAGCAUCAGUACAUGGUUCAGGCCGCUAUGGCAAUGGCUCCUGUCGAUCAGGAAGAACCGGCUGGGUCGUACGAGCAGCCCUGCUCCAGUCGUCCCAUUUGCAACGACUCACAGUAGUUGUAGUUCAACAAAUAAUUACAUACAUACAUAUGUACACGUACAUAUCUGUUUCAACGCACGUGGUGUGUUCCAUUUCGUAUUUUUUUCAAUCGUGUUUAAUGAAUGCAUUUUGUGACCUUUUUAUGGAUUAUCAAUAAACCCAAUGCAUGGACGUUGCAUCCA